Messenger RNA from Drosophila innubila, 714 nucleotides. Its product is annotated as keratin-associated protein 21-1. NCBI's taxonomy places the organism in Eukaryota, Metazoa, Arthropoda, Insecta, Diptera, Drosophilidae. The record is from RefSeq and is a predicted model, not a curated record. The coding region runs from base 113 to 679 and encodes 188 amino acids. The transcript has a single exon.
AGCAAUAGCAACGACAACAACGACAACAACAACGACAACGACAACAACUACUUAAGAGUUUAAGGAGCAACUAUUCAAUUUGUAGGUAAACAGCUUAAGGAGUCUCAACAUAAUGCGGAACUACGCCUUAUUUGGAUUAUAUGCGCUGUUAAUCGUCAACGCAACAGUUGGACAACCGUUGCAGGAGCAAUCGGAGCAACGGGAGCAACAGGAGCAGCAACAGGAGCUCAAGGAUGACAGUGGAGCACGCAUAACGCGACAAGUUGCUGGCUAUGGUGGCUAUCCGCUAUAUGGCAGUGGUUACGGUGGUUACGGAGGCUACGGAACUGGUUACGGAACUGGUUACGGAACUGGUUACGGAGCCGGCUACGGUGGUUACGGAGCUGGUUACGGAGCUGGCUUAGCAGGCAUUGGCGGCAUGGGAGCUAUUGGAGGCUUGGGAGGCAUUGGAGGCCUGGGAGGCAUCGGAGGAUACGGCGGAUAUGGUGGCUAUGGUGGAUAUGGUAGCUAUGCAGGCAUUGGGGGAUAUGGUGGCUAUGGAGGCAUUGGUGGAUAUGGUAGCUAUGGAGCUGGCAUGCGUUAUCCGUACUCUCCAUAUGGCAGCAUGUACGGCGGCAGCGGUUACUAUGGUCGUCCCUAUGGUGGAUACGGCGGAUACGGUGGAUAUUCGCUUAUUUAAAUUCCAUUUCAUAUCGAAAUACAAAUACAAAUCUU